Messenger RNA from Lipotes vexillifer (Yangtze River dolphin), 597 nucleotides. RefSeq names its product G protein-coupled receptor kinase 4 (gene GRK4). Gene Ontology annotation, biological process: regulation of signal transduction; protein phosphorylation. Gene Ontology annotation, cellular component: cytoplasm. Lineage: Eukaryota; Metazoa; Chordata; Mammalia; Artiodactyla; Lipotidae. The transcript is spliced from 6 exons. The annotation marks the transcript as partial. Gene Ontology annotation, molecular function: protein kinase activity. The record is from RefSeq and is a predicted model, not a curated record.
AUGGAUGUUUCUGAUUGUUACAAAAAUGCCUUGCUUUUUUCAAAUUUAGGAGAAUAUGGCAAAAAAAGCGGUCGUAGUAAAAAAUGGAGGGAGAAGCUGAAGCUGCCCCCCGUCAGCCAGUGCAGCAAGCUUCGACAUUCGAUUGAGAAGGACUAUAGCAGUCUUUGUGACAAGCAGCCAAUUGGAAGGCUUCUCUUCAGGCAGUUCUGUAAUACAAAGCAUGAUCUAAAGAGGUGCAUUGAAUUCCUGGAUGCGGUGGCGGAAUAUGAAGUGGCUGCAGAUGAGGACAGAAGAGACUGUGGCCGCCUGGUCUUAGACACAUUCUUCAUUGAAGAGAGUUCGGCAACCCCUCUACCAGAAAUACCGGCCCACGUCGUGCAGGAGUGCCGACUACAGCUGCAGGAGGACCCUUCCAAAGACAUCUUCAAGGAGGGCACUCGAAUUGUCCAUGACUAUUUUAGUGGAGAAUCAUUUGAAGAAUACCAAGAAAGCUCAUAUUUUUCUCGAUUUUUACAGUGGAAAUGGCUGGAAAGGCAACCAGUAACAAAGAACACAUUUAGACAUUACAGAGUUCUAGGAAAAGUCAGAUUUGGAGAG